This is a messenger RNA of Odontomachus brunneus, 1606 nucleotides long. RefSeq names its product protein takeout (gene Jhbp1). The transcript is spliced from 5 exons. The record is from RefSeq and is a predicted model, not a curated record. NCBI's taxonomy places the organism in Eukaryota, Metazoa, Arthropoda, Insecta, Hymenoptera, Formicidae. The coding region runs from base 555 to 1295 and encodes 246 amino acids.
ACGGAGUCGAUUCUCAGGUGCAAUAACGCGAAGAUACCGCGCUCUCUCGGCGCAUCGUUCGGCCACGAGGAUCUCCUCGGUUUCCCCGGCAUGACUGCAACGAUUUUCCCACGGGAGCAUAAUUGACGUGCGCGUACGCGCACAGACACUAUCCCAGGUAGUUCCAGGUGGGACGACUUUCGUCUAGCCAUCUCCGCGGCGAGUUCGGUCAAGACUCGUCUGCCUGUGCGGACGACGAAGACGAAGGCGCGCAGGUGCAUGCUGCAGCAGUGAAAGUAUCCGAGUGCAGCUACGAUCUGGCAUCUGUCAAUGCCCUCUUGCAUAGUCAGUCUUGCUCUAACGGUGCCGUUUACGACGGGAUCCGCGGCGAAUCGAAUCUUUAGUCGAGAACCCGCUGUCUCGUAUCCGGUGAUCCUCGUGGCGGCAGAAGCACCGGUCCACGUUCGCGCUCGGCGAUCUCGCGGAGAAGCUCGUUGGAACCGCACGAGAUCGGAUCUCGCGGGAGUCCUCUCUCGCUAAUCGAGACUUUCGCGCAUUCGUCCUCGUCCUGAAAAAUGAAGACUACACGGCUGUGCGCUAUCCUUCUUCUCGUCGGCUGCACGGCGACUCUCUCCGCCGACACCAACCCCGAGUACGUGAAGCAAUGCUCCCGCAGCGAUCCGAAACUGGUCACUUGUUUGAUCGAUGCUCUGCACCAUCUGCGACCAUAUCUCAGCGCCGGGAUACCCGAAAUCGAGUUGCCCGCGGUGGAACCGUUCCGCAUGGACGAGCUAACUCUCUCCCUGACAGGUGGUGUGAACGGUUAUAAGGUUCAGCUACGUGACCUGUUCAUAAGGGGAGCGAGCAACUACUCGGUCGAGGACAUCAAGCUCGGCUCACCCUUUCAGGCUAUCAUAAGAAUGCCAGCUCUUAUAUUGGACGCGCAUUAUUCCAGCUCCGGAGUGUUGAUAAUUUUACCUGCAAGUGGAAAUGGCACGUUCCACGCGCGUUUCGGCGACGCUCGGGCUCUAGUCAAAGGAAAAAUGUCAACGAAAUCGCGAGACGGAAAGUCGUAUCUGAAUGUUGACAACCUCGACGUCGAGCUGCGAGUGAAAGACGUGCAAAUGCGAGUCCGCAAGAUCUUUAACAACAAUCGAAUACUCACCGAGGCGACCAACCUCUUCUUGCGAGAAAACGGACAGGAGGUGUUGAAAGUGAUGGAGCCGCAGCUGAAGAGGAAGCUGUCGGCGCUCUUCGCCGGAAUCGUUAACCAGCUGCUACGACACGUCCCAGUUGAAACGUUCCUCACACCUUAAGAUGCGUCUACAUCAUGUUUUCGUUUUAAUGAUCGUUAUACACUUGUCUUGUUAAAGUCGACGAUCGAUCUUACACGUGUAUGUACAAGUGGGGAGUGUGUUGCGGCGUUAGAAUAAUACGACAUUAGAAUAAUCUUCGGGUACUUCAGGCUACUUUCUCAAUUUUAACCAAUUGACUGUCGAAUACAAGUUCUCUCGUGACCGGCGUGCAAAAAGAACUCUCUGUUUCAUACAAGUUAACUUGUUAACUGAUUAAGGAAUAAAUUUGCAUCGUUAAUUUUGAUGAAUAAUAAAUAUAAUUAAUCAGCAUA